Messenger RNA from Entamoeba dispar SAW760, 1014 nucleotides. RefSeq lists its product as uncharacterized. NCBI's taxonomy places the organism in Eukaryota, Evosea, Mastigamoebida, Endamoebidae. The transcript has a single exon. The record is from RefSeq and is a predicted model, not a curated record. The annotation marks the transcript as partial.
AUGGUGUUUACUCAAAAACAUCCAAUUCAGUAUGGAACUUAUAUACCUGAAAAGUUUAAUGUAAUUGGAGAAGAAUGUUUUACAGAAUGUUAUGACUUUGUUGAUUUUGAUAUUCCAACACAUAUUACUAGAUUAGAGAAUAAUUGCUUUGCUGGAUGUAAAUCAUUAGUAUCAAUUAAUAUACCUACAUCAAUUAGUGAAUUACCUUUUGGUUGUUUUCAAUGUUGUCCAUCAUUAAACCCAAUUAAUAUACCAUCUUCUGUUAGUGAAAUAGGAGAAAGUUGUUUUUGGAAAUGUUAUUCAUUAAAAUCAAUUAAUAUACCAUCGUCAGUUAGUAUAUUAAGAAAAUAUUGUUUUUGUUGGUGUAGAUCAUUAAAAACAAUUAACAUACCAACAUCAGUUAGUGUAAUAUCACCUGGUUGUUUUAAAGAAUGUUAUUCAUUAAAAUCAAUUAACAUUCCGUCAUCUGUUAAAAUAAUAGGAGGGUUUUGUUUUAAAGGAUGUAGCUCAUUAAAAACAAUUAAUAUACCAUCAUCUGUUAGUAAAAUAGGAAAUGAAUGGUUUUAUGAAUGUACAUCAUUAACAACAAUUAAUGUACCAUCAUCAAUUAGUGAAAUAGGAAAUGAUUGUUUUAAUGGAUGUUUAUCGUUAAAUUCAAUUAAUAUACCAUCAUCAAUUACAUCAAUAGGAGAUGGAUGUUUUAAUGGAUGUAGAUCAUUGACAUCAAUUACUAUACCAACAACAAUUAAAGAAAGAGGAAAGAAUUGUUUCAAAGAAUGUACAUCAUUAAGACUAGUAAAAAUAAAUUCACCUUCAGUUGGGUCAUUACCUAAUAAUUAUUUCCAAAUGUUUAAUUGGAUGAGGUCAGUUGAAAUACCAACUACAAUAACAUCAAUUGGUGCACAAUGUUUCAUUGGUUGUAGGUCAUUAACGUCAAUUGACAUACCAACAUCAGUUAGUAAAAUAGGAGAUUACUGUUUUAAGAUGUGUUCAUCAUUAACAUCAAUUAAUAUA